CAACUAACUAAUGAUCAAGUCAACAACCUGUCAAUCACUGGCCUAAUUAUCACAACAUAAUUUGGACGGUACUACUUAAUCAUACUCUGAUACAGCUUUAUUUCUUCUUUUUCCUUUUGGAUUAUUAACUCGUCGCCUUAGAUUCUUAGGGUUUUAAGUAUCUUUCUUCUCAAGUUAGGUUUAUAGUAUCUCUUUUAAUCAUGUCUAAUCAAGAAGAGUCAGAAGAAACUCAUAACGGCGAAGAUCAAGAUUUUGAAGAGUCAUCAGCGGCGUUUAAUCCUUAUUGCUGCGGUUGUUUCAAAGGGUUAGUUUUCUGGAAAAGAAACGCCGACGGAUCCGACAGGUUAUUAUUGCCGCCGAAACAAGAGGAGAAAAGAGAGUGUUAUUUAAGGGAAAAAGCUAAGAAAGUUAAAGAAUUUUCAGAGAUUUUAGCGGGACCAAGGUGGAAGAAUUUUAUUCGAAGAUUUAGUGUUCAUGGCAUUAACGGCAACAGCAAUAAAAAAAGAAGAUCGCAAAAGUUUCAGUAUGAUCCUCAAAGUUAUGCGAUGAACUUUGACGACGGAGUUGAUAGAGAAACUGAUUCUGCGUAUCCUGAUUUUUCAGCUAGAUUUACUGUUGCUCCGGUUGGCUCUUUUAAGAGCUAGUUUUGGACUUGCAUUAUGAUGAUCUUCCAAUUUCAGUGGAUCAAUUGUUUAUUUUUGUGUAAUCUUGUUGUUAAUCUGAUUGUUUAUAUUAAUUCUUUUGUUGGACAGAAAAAAAGGGGAAUUGAAUAUUCUUUUGAUAUAA
Molecule: messenger RNA, 786 nt
Organism: Mercurialis annua (annual mercury)
Lineage: Eukaryota; Viridiplantae; Streptophyta; Magnoliopsida; Malpighiales; Euphorbiaceae
Exons: 1
Coding region: 201-644 (147 amino acids)
Source: RefSeq, a predicted model, not a curated record